GGGCUCUGCGAGGCCAGCGCUCCAGCGCCACUGUAGUUUCUGCUGCGCCAGCGCUGGGGCCCACGGUGUCGCUCAGCCGGCCUGAUCUACCCUGGUGAUGGCCCCACUGGUUGCUGUUGUAUCCAGUCCACGUGCCCGGCUCUUUGCUUGUUUCCUUAGGCUGGGCACUCAGCAGGCUGGACCCCUCCAAUUGCAUACGGGAGCCUGCUGCACAGCCAAGAACCACUAUGAGGUGCUGGUACUUGGUGGGGGAAGUGGUGGGAUCACCAUGGCCACUCGCAUGAAGAGGAGAGUUGGAGCGGAGAAUGUGGCCAUUGUUGAACCCAGUGAGAGGCAUUUCUACCAGCCAAUCUGGACACUAGUGGGUGCUGGUGCCAAAGAGCUGUCCUCAUCGGACCGUUCUACACUGAGUGUGAUUCCAUCCGGUGUGCAGUGGAUUCAAGAUAGAGUGGCGGAACUGAACCCAGAUCAGAACUGUAUCCGCACAGACAAUGGCAAGGAGAUCUCCUACAGAUAUCUUAUCAUCGCUCUUGGAAUCCAGCUGGACUAUGAGAAGAUUAAAGGACUACCUGAAGGCUUUGCUUAUCCAAAAAUAGGGUCCAAUUACUCAGUUAAGACAGUGGAGAAGACAUGGAAGGCCCUGCAGGACUUCAAGGAAGGCAAUGCCCUUUUCACCUUCCCAAACACUCCAGUGAAGUGUGCUGGUGCCCCCCAGAAGAUCAUGUACCUAUCGGAAGCCUACUUCAGAAAGACUGGAAAGCGAUCCAAGGCUAAUAUCAUCUUCAACACAGCCCUUGGAACAAUUUUUGGAGUUAAGAAGUACGCAGAUGCUUUGCAGGAGAUCAUUCGGGAGAGGAACGUUUCUGUCAACUAUAAGCACAAUCUUAUUGAGGUCCGAGCUGACAAACAGGAGGCUGUUUUUGAGAACCUGGACAAGCCUGGGGAGACACAUGUGAUUCAUUAUGAAAUGCUUCACGUCACGCCACCCAUGAGCUCGCCAGAUGUCCUCAAGAGGAGUCCUGUGGCCGAUUCUGCUGGCUGGGUGGACGUGGAUAAGGAGACUCUGCAGCAUAAGAAAUACCCGAAUGUGUUUGGCAUCGGGGACUGCACCAACCUCCCAACUUCAAAGACGGCUGCUGCAGUAGCUGCCCAAUCUGGAAUCCUUGAUAGAACAAUUUCUCUGAUUAUGAAGAAUCAAACACCCACAAAAAAGUAUGAUGGCUAUACCUCGUGCCCACUGGUGACUGGUUACAACCGUGUGAUUCUUGCUGAGUUUGACUACACAGCUCAGCCUCUGGAAACCUUCCCCUUUGAUCAGAGUAAAGAACGAAUUUCCAUGUACCUCAUGAAGGCUGACAUGAUGCCGUUCCUGUAUUGGAAUAUGAUGCUAAGAUUCAAUGCAUAAGAUGCUGGCUUCAUUGCAGAAGAAGGAAUGGAAGGAUUGUAAUGGAUCAAGGAAGAGAGAGUUAGAAGGAAGAGUAGAAGAAAGAAGCCACAGCCAAAAAUAAUACUCUGACAAAAUAUGAGUUCAAUUGGGAGAACUAUAAAACUGAUAACUUGUAGAUUAGAAGACCAUGAAGCAACAAAUCUAUAUUAAGAACUACAGUUAAUGAAGGAAGUUGAGAGUAGGAAGAGGGGAACAAAUGGUUAUUCUACAUCACAUGGUCAGCCCUGCAAACAUAUGUACAAGCUAAACUAUUUAUUGGAGCACUACAUACUUGUGUGUGUGUGUGUGUGUGUGUGUGUGUGUGUGUGUGUGUGUGUGAUUGUAUCAAGAAUAUGUGAAGAAAGCAGUCACAGAAUUUAACUGGAUCAUGUGGGUACAUAUGGGAGCAUUAUGAGGGAGGAAAGGGAUGUUGAAAAUUAUGUUAUAUUAAUUCAAGAACAAAAUAAAUGGAGAUAAAAUGGAAUGUAAUUUAAAGAAAGUGUCACAAAGAACACACCUUUCAUGUUUUACAAUGAUGUAGCUAUGUACCAACAAAACAUUCAAACAAAAUAGCACAGUGCUAAGUAUAUCUUAUUCCAUGUGUUAGAGAGUAUAGUCCCAGAAGAUAAACAAUACUCUACAAUUUUGAUAGUAUUUUUUGUUGUUCCUAUAUAUGGCAGAUGUUUCCUGUUUCUAAUGACAAUAGAGAUCUUAGAUUUGAUUCGUAAAGAAGUCAAAAUAUUACUGAGAAGAGGGACAAUUCCUUAAGAAAUAUAUAGCAUAAAUUUUAGCUUUAAUAUAGUCCAUUUACACAUAUGCAUAGUCUUUCAGAAUGUUCUUACUUUUUACAGACUUUUAUACUUGCUUUGGUUUCUCCAUAUCAAUAAUAUUUGUAUUUAUAAACAGUGAACAUCUGACCUAAUUUUCUUCUGUAUUUAUCCAGUUAUUAUUUCAAUGAUCUCUCCUGUAGCUCGGUACAUGUUAUAGUGGAUAGUUUAGUGGAAGAAUGGAGAAGUCAAUAUAUGGAAAGGCUUAAAAGUAGGAGAAGACUUAUGACUCUAUCCUUCUAGAAAACUCUCCUUACUCUUUAACAUCUUGUCUUGCAAGUAAGUGGUUAUUCUCGAUCACAUUGCCCAGGCCACCUUUUUAAUUUCCUUUAACUGAAUAGUAUUAGGCUAAGAUUCAGAAUGUGUCUUAAAAUGCAUGUCACAUUAUUUAAAUGAAUCAUAUAAGAUAUAUUGAUAAGCAUUGUGAUAUUUACCCACCACUAUUGUUCUGGAGCCAAAACCAUUACUUAUAAAUGCUAUCCUAAAGAUAGUUCUUUCAUUCUAACAGGAAGGCU
Rattus norvegicus (Norway rat) is the source of this 2768-nucleotide messenger RNA. The record is from RefSeq and is a predicted model, not a curated record. Lineage: Eukaryota; Metazoa; Chordata; Mammalia; Rodentia; Muridae.